UUCAUCGCGGGCUCUGGAGCCGCCAUCUUAGAUGGCGGGAGUAAGAGGAGAGCGAACGUGAGGCGGGAACGCUUUCUGUGCUGCUCUCCUGGGGUCCCGAGAAGGGACAGCUGGCCGGGCUUUAGGGCGUGUGCCCUGAGGCGCGGAGCCCGAGUGCGAGGAUGCGAGGGCUUCCCGGGGCCCCGUCCCCUGGCUUGGGGACGCGCCGAAUGUGACUGCCUCCCGUUCCUUCACCCGCCGCAGGGAGGAGGAGCGGACGAGAAGCCGCAGCCGGACGACGGGACGGACGCGGGGGCGGCUCGGCUCCCUCAGGUUCAAGCAUUGCUUAAGCUGCAUCAAUGGAGCACAUACAGGGGGCUUGGAAGACGAUCAGCAAUGGUUUUGGAUUCAAAGAUGCUGUGUUUGAUGGCUCCGGUUGCACCUCCCCUACAAUAGCUCAGCAGUUUGGCUAUCAGCGCCGAGCGUCAGACGAUGGCAAACUCACAGAGUCUUCUAAGACGAGCAACACUAUUCGUGUUUUCUUGCCGAAUAAGCAAAGAACAGUGGUCAAUGUGCGGAAUGGAAUGAGCCUGCAUGACUGUCUUAUGAAGGCGCUCAAGGUGAGGGGUCUGCAGCCAGAGUGCUGUGCUGUGUUCAGGCUUCUCCAGGAGCAUAAAGGUAAAAAAGCGCGUUUAGAUUGGAAUACUGAUGCUGCAUCCUUAAUAGGAGAGGAACUUCAAGUAGAUUUCCUGGAUCAUGUUCCCCUCACAACACACAAUUUUGCUCGAAAGACGUUCCUGAAACUUGCCUUCUGUGACAUCUGUCAGAAGUUUCUGCUAAAUGGAUUUCGGUGUCAGACUUGUGGCUACAAAUUUCAUGAGCACUGUAGCACCAAAGUACCUACUAUGUGUGUGGACUGGAGUAAUAUCAGACAACUCUUAUUAUUUCCAAAUUCUACCUUUGGUGAAACUGGGGCCCCAGCACUGCCUUCUUUGACAAUGCGUCGGAUGCGAGAAUCUGUUUCCCGGAUGCCUGUUAGUUCCCAGCACAGGUACUCCACUCCUCACGCCUUCACCUUCAGCUCCUCCAGCCCGUCCUCGGAAGGUUCCCUCUCCCAGAGGCAGAGGUCGACGUCCACACCCAACGUCCACAUGGUCAGCACCACCCUGCCUGUGGACAGCAGGAUGAUUGAGGAUGCAAUUAGAAGUCACAGCGAAUCAGCCUCACCUUCAGCCCUAUCCAGCAGCCCCAACAAUUUGAGCCCAACGGGCUGGUCACAACCGAAAACUCCUGUGCCAGCGCAGAGAGAACGGGCCCCAGGAUCUGGAACCCAGGAGAAAAACAAAAUUAGGCCGCGCGGACAGAGAGAUUCCAGCUACUACUGGGAAAUAGAAGCCAGUGAAGUGAUGCUUUCCACUCGGAUUGGGUCUGGCUCCUUUGGAACUGUAUAUAAGGGCAAAUGGCAUGGAGACGUUGCGGUGAAGAUCCUUAAGGUUGUCGACCCGACGCCAGAGCAGCUCCAGGCCUUCCGAAACGAGGUGGCUGUCCUGCGCAAAACACGGCAUGUGAACAUCCUGCUCUUCAUGGGGUACAUGACAAAGGACAACCUGGCGAUUGUGACCCAGUGGUGUGAGGGCAGCAGCCUCUACAAACAUCUGCAUGUCCAGGAGACCAAGUUCCAGAUGUUCCAGCUAAUUGACAUCGCCCGCCAGACAGCUCAGGGCAUGGACUACUUGCACGCGAAGAACAUCAUCCAUAGAGACAUGAAAUCCAACAAUAUAUUUCUUCAUGAAGGCUUGACGGUGAAAAUCGGUGAUUUUGGUUUGGCGACAGUGAAGUCACGGUGGAGUGGUUCCCAACAGGUUGAACAACCGACCGGCUCCGUUCUGUGGAUGGCUCCCGAGGUGAUCCGGAUGCAGGACAACAACCCGUUCAGCUUCCAGUCGGACGUGUACUCGUACGGCAUCGUGCUGUACGAGCUGAUGACGGGGGAGCUCCCCUACUCGCACAUCAACAACCGCGAUCAGAUCAUCUUCAUGGUGGGCCGAGGGUAUGCGUCCCCAGAUCUUAGCAAGCUGUACAAGAACUGCCCCAAAGCAAUGAAGAGGCUGGUGGCUGACUGUGUGAAGAAAGUUAAAGAAGAGAGGCCCCUGUUCCCCCAGAUCCUGUCCUCCAUUGAGCUGCUCCAACACUCUCUGCCGAAAAUCAACCGGAGCGCCUCGGAGCCCUCCCUGCACCGGGCGGCGCACACAGAGGACAUCAACGCCUGCACGCUUACCACGUCUCCGAGGCUGCCUGUCUUCUAGCUGCUGCACCUGUGCUCCGUGGCCAGGGGAGGCAGGAGCUGCAGGCGCCACUUUGCCUCCCUUUCUUUGGGGGCAGAAGGGUUAGCGUGUUUUCAGAGAAGCUGCUGCUAAAGACCUUCCAGACUACUCACUGGGCCUUAACUUGAUGUUGCCUUCUUGUCUGCCCUCUGGCCCCGGGAGAAGCCAGGCACCAUGCUGGCCUGCUCCCUCCUCCCGCUCUCCAGGAUGCGAGUCCGGCUGUGGAAGUAGAUGUGGAUGGCAACACAGGAGCUGGCCCAGCUGUUAGCUCAGUGCGCCUUCUUCAGAACCCUGGAAGGGCAAGCAAAGGUAGUUCCCAGGCCUUCCAUGGGGACACACGUGGAGCUGGAGCCCAGCUGCGGUGAGGAAUGCACAUCACGGCAGGGACUCUGGGUGAUGGUGGUGUGGCCCCAGUUUUGCACCUAAUGCACCCAACAACCCAGGACUGCACGACCUCGGCUGCCUGAAGGAGCCUGCUUGGUACUAAGGGAAGGUGACUGGGGACGCACACCCCACCGGUCACAGUCUCCGAGGGGUCCAGUGUGCUGGGAUUUUCCAAGCAAGGCACUGGGACUGGCACCUCACCCCACCCCACCCCACCCCUACACACCCCCCCGCCCACCCUUCUGGGAGCAGUCCUCUAUCAUGCUAAAUUUUGUCUUCCAGGAACUGCCCCUAUGGGGCGGGCCACAGGGCCGCCUUGUCUCUAGUCAUAUCAUUGUGUAUGCAAGGAAGCCAGCAAGAGGUUUUCUUGAUGAUUUGGGUUUUAAUUUUGUUUUUAUUGCGCCUGACAAAAUACAGUUAUCUCAUGGUUCUUCAAUUAUGUUAUUUUAAUAAAAUAAAUUAAAUUUA
Ochotona curzoniae (black-lipped pika) is the source of this 3155-nucleotide messenger RNA. It is a transcript of the gene RAF1, whose product is annotated as Raf-1 proto-oncogene, serine/threonine kinase. Gene Ontology annotation, cellular component: mitochondrion; plasma membrane; cytosol. NCBI's taxonomy places the organism in Eukaryota, Metazoa, Chordata, Mammalia, Lagomorpha, Ochotonidae. The transcript has 17 exons. The coding region runs from base 339 to 2285 and encodes 648 amino acids. Gene Ontology annotation, biological process: signal transduction; protein phosphorylation. The record is from RefSeq and is a predicted model, not a curated record. Gene Ontology annotation, molecular function: protein kinase activity; ATP binding.